Trachymyrmex septentrionalis is the source of this 3946-nucleotide messenger RNA. RefSeq names its product mastermind-like protein 2. The record is from RefSeq and is a predicted model, not a curated record. The transcript has 3 exons. The coding region runs from base 164 to 3451 and encodes 1095 amino acids. NCBI's taxonomy places the organism in Eukaryota, Metazoa, Arthropoda, Insecta, Hymenoptera, Formicidae.
UGUCCUCAGUUCCCAUGCGAGGUUCCGCUCGGUAUCGUUCAGCCAAGCCGAUCGUCUCGAGCGGUGUCAUGUCGCGAGUCAGCCGUCUCUAACGCGAGGAAUCCGGUCGGUGAGAAGUGUGUGAAUCUCCCCACGUGGAAGAGCCCAAGAAACGAUCAUAGCAAUGCGGUUCGCCAAGCUGAGACUCUUCACGGCGACGCUCCUCGUUGUCGCGAUCCUCGCUAAAGAGGAAAGCUCGUCGUCGAAGAACCGCGACAAACGUCAACAGCUCGCCUUUCUACGAAAGGUGGGUCGCCUGCCGCCGUAUGCGGUGCAAAUGGAACCGAUAGUGCAAUAUUCUCAGAGAGAUCCUUUAUAUAAUCCUUUGACGAGUUCGAAGAACGACGAUUUAUACGGAGAGACUCCAUCGAGCUAUUAUCAGACGGAACCCGAGCCGAUUAUCGAGAUCAUCAUCAAAGAAUCUAACGAGACUCUUCCAACUCCGGCGCCGCUACCACUUUCUUCUCAACCGCGACCUACCAAGGAACCCAUCCAAGUCUUCUAUGUAAAAUACGAGAAGAAAAAGGGGUAUGGAGAUAAGACCCGUGUUGUAUACGAUCCACCGAUCCCCGCGCUGACACCUGUGGAGGAGCACGAGGAAAUUAAGCCGGACAAUCCGCCACCAUAUGGGGAAGAGCCGGCGAAUACAGUAACACCGGCACCGUCUCCGGAACCAUCGACGACCUUACGCGCUAUUAUUCGACCCGAUAGCGAAGUGUAUCAUUCCGGUAGUAGCGGUAUCCGCGUGACUUUUGGUACCGAGCAAGUGCCACCCAACAAUCACAACAAGCGUAGCGACUUAGAGACGCCUGCAGGCAGUAUUCAACAGUACAUUAGCAAGCCAACAACGUCACCGGGAGCGCCGAAAAGACAGCACGGUCCUUAUCAACCCUUGCAACCACCGCAACCCCCGCGAGUACCCGCAUUUCCGCAACAGCGGAUUAUUAAUUCAUUCCCGCCGCAACCGCAAGCAACGACGUUCUUGCAACAACAGCAACAGCAGCAAUCACUGCUGCAGCAUCAAACGUUUCCACCUCAGCAAUCCUUGAGAAAUCCACCACCGCCACCACCACCAUCAUCGAGGCCACUGCAACGUCAUCCCAUAACCAUUCAGGGUCUCCCGGAAGUGCAACAACGCGCGACAUUCAACAGUUUUGGUCCGCCACCGCAUCACGUCAACAUCAAUCAUCCUCAGCAACCGGGAUUCCCACCUGCGCUGUCGGUAUCGCAUCAAAGCGUUCAAGUACAAAAUCGACCAUUGUCGCUGCCACAAAAUAACUUCGCGGAACCGCCCCAGCAACCAUUACCGGUCAGAUCUGGUGGCUUUAAUUCGGAGCAGCAACCGUUAUCUAGACAGAAUGGUUUUAACGUAGAGCUUCCACCGCAAUCUCCAUUUAAACAACAGGAAUUGGAGAAGCAACGUUAUCACGAGCAACGACGACAGCAAGAGUUAUUGAAGCAACGGGAACAUCAACGACAGCAUGAGCAGCAACGACAUCAAGAACAUCAACGAUUUUUGGAGCAACAGAGACAGGUCGAGCAACAGAGAUUGCUGGAGCAGCAGAGACAACAAGAACAUCAGAGGCAGCAAGAGCAUCAGAGACUUCAGGAACAACAACGAUUGCAGGAACAGCAACGCUUGCAAGAACAACAUCGGCAACAGCAGGAGCAGCAACAAUUGCAAGAAUUGCAGCGCUUGCAGGAGCAACGCAGGCGGAAACAGGAGCAGGAGCUGAAGUUCCUUCAGGAACAACAACGAUAUCGUACACAACUUAAGUAUAAUCAGGUUCAGCAAUUGCAGCCGCAAUUACAGCCACAAUUGCAGCCACAAUUGCAGCCACAAUUACAGCCACAAUUAUCAUCUCAACGACCAGGAGGUGAAAUUUUCAAGGCCGUGCCUAAGCUAGAACAGCAUUACGCGUUCCAAGAAAAUCCUCUUCAUCCCGGUCCGUUCCCACCAAAUCCCACGAUAAUUCAACCAACGACGUUUCCCGAACUUUCCCAAAACCAGUUCGUAUCGCCGCAAUCGUUCAGUGCCCUUCACGACUCUCAGCAACUGUCUGGGAGUUUAAAAAAUCAUUUUAUCUCCGGUGACGGUCUGCAGCAACAGUUAAACACGCAACAAUUAAACCAGCACUUAAACACGAAGCAAUCUCAUCAGAGUAGUCAGCAAAGCUUCUUCUCGCAGACGCUUCCGACAUCGCAACAACGGCCACAAACGACCGCAACGACCACUUUCACUCAGCAACAAUCGAUAUGGGGCCGGCCAUCGUUCCAGAAUAAUCCCUCGCAGAAGAUCUACGCGACACCGGUUAGUCCCUCCGAACAGUUCAACUCACCGCCGACCGCUAGAACGUUCUUACCGACAACUACUAGUACGACUACAACCACAACUACCACCACGACUACCGAAGUGCCAACCACCUCGACGACACUCUCGCCGAAUAAGGCGGCCAAGAUCAAAGAGAACAUUGCGAAUCUACCGGACGAGGUGCCAGACGACAUCAGGGAGCAGCUGUUGAGCUCCGGUAUUUUAGGCAACGCCGAUAUCCAGAUUCUCGACUAUGACAAGAUCGGCGAUAUUCCGAUCGAGAAACUGCCGCCGGAAGCUCUGGCGAAUUUCUACGGUGCCGGAGGCGGUGCGGCGAUUGCCGCCGGCAGCGAGCCCGUGCCGACGGUCGUCAAGAGACCACCAUUGAAGAUAGCGCAGAAGAAGGUGACAAACCUGACUCCCGCUAUCAAUCGUGGUAGCAACUCGACCAAGUUCGAGCAAGCCACCUUGCGGCCCGGUGGCGUGGAGAUGAAAGUAGUACGCUUCGAUCCGAAUACGGAGCAAGGCCGGGCCGUGGCGGAGCAGCAUAUACGGGACGACGCGACCCGGCUGCAGCCGGUGACCGUGGGAACGCGCGGGGAUGUCUCACAGUACAAUCGUUAUCUGCCGCUUAAAGUGAGCGGCGCGUCCUUCCCGAUACCGGAUGUGCCGGAACUCAACGGCCGUAAGAUCUCGAGCGUCGUGGUGCUGGCACCCGUCGACUACGACUUUCCCGGCGAGGAGAGGGAGAUCACGGAAUCUCAGCGGCGCAGCAGGAAGACCGGCGGCGAUGCGCAGCCGGUCAGGUUUCUCGCCGGUGACACCCUCAAGCAACUCGUGAAGAAGCCCACCGCGGAGAACUACAAGAAGUGGCUGGAACAGGAGAGUCGCACCGAGCCGCAGAGACAGUCUGUCGUUCUUCUAGUGACUAUGCCGAGAGAUGGUGACGGUCAAGGUGACAAGGAAAUCUUCAUGUACGACGUGACCUCUGGAGCCGUUAGCAAGCUAGCCGGUGAUCUCUCGACGGCCUUUGUAGACGCCGCCGAGAGCAACUCUGACGGCACCGAUUCUAUCGACGACUCUACCUUCUCGACAUUUUAAUUAGUUCAUAAGAAAAAAGUUUAUAAAAAAAUUUCUUGAAAUAUUAAAAAAAUGUUUAAUCCACGGCCGGACGCAGAAUUUCUUUUUUGAGAGAUUGUACAAUAUGGAUAUAUUCAAGAUUUUGUCUUUGUUGCGAGUAAAGAAAGUUCUUUGUACUUCUCGACUUUAAUUAAAUGAUUUUUACUAAACGGAAUGUAACUUUUUUGUCGUGAUGAAGGAGAAAGAAUUGAUUUAGGUCUGUGUGUUGCUUACGCGAUAAUGAAUGUCAAUGGUUAAAUGCUGAUGAAAAACAAUGUAAAAACGGCGAUUUUUCGACAUUGUGUGAUGCGCUUUUUUAUGUGAUUUGGGCAAAAAUGUAGGAAAGAGGAUAAGGAUUUCGGAGUGAGGCGAAGAAUCGCAGCGUGGCAAAUUACUUCGAGUAUCCUUGUAGAUAUCUUAACUAUGUAUUAUUAUGUACAUAUAAGAAUAAUUUUGUACUUUUUUAUACGAAAUAAA